AUGGAUCGGCGAACGUUAUUGUUCUUGAUCAUUAUGUUCUUGUUCCUCUCUUUACCGAGUGGGAAUGACCAGCCCCACUCGGAAAAGGAUAAGGAAACACUUACUCAAUUUCAGAAGGAGCUUAAAAGAUCAACAGGAGAGCUUAAAAAAUCCGCGUAUAGUACAGGGUAUGGUAAUAUAACAGGGUUCGAGCUAUCGUAUAACGAUAAUGUAAAGAACAAGAAGGUAAAGGAUUGGCCGAUUCAUAAGUAUAAUCCGAAGCAUCCCUGGAAGGAGGACCAGGAAUUUUCGAUUCUUCCAAAUGUCGUUAGUGACAGGAUCAAGCUGUUUUGGGGAACAGAUAAAGUAGACUCAGAUGAUGACAAGGCAUACCUAUUGAAUAUUUCGGGGAGAGCUUAUGGAGAGUUUGCUAAAUGGGAAUUAAAAGAACCGUUGAAAGAGUACGAGCUAAAGCUCCCAACGUAUUUGAGUGACUACUACAACCAAUAUAACAAGGAGCGAUAUGAUGAUCCUGAGGAAGGAUAUAAGUUGGAUGGCAAAACGACCGAGCAGAAGGAGGUUACUGAUGCUCCAAAGGUUGGUAAUAUUACUAAUAAAGAGGGUAAAAUAUCAUUGAAAAUCAAGGGUUCAGAUUAUAACUAUAAGCUGUCAAAGUACCGUGACUUGAAGGACUACAAGAAUUUAAAGAUAGAUGAUGCAAUUCUAGUAUCUCUUGAUAUAAAUAUUCAUGAUUACGAUGAAAUUGAAGAUACUGAAAUAGAUUCAAUUGGGAUAUACUUUCAAAAGAUUGGUGCAAUUGUUGCCACGACAAAUUCUGCUAAAUUUCUAGGUGAUUAUGGCCUUCCACACUUAGGUUUCAAUGAAGAGAACUUCAAUAUAUCCAAAAUAUUAAUAGGGCAGCAACUAGAAUCUCACAAUAUAGGUCAGGACAUAACAAUUGACAGCAUGAAUUCAUAUCUUUCAAGGAGUGAGCAAUGCGAGUUCUUGUCGUUUUUCCAAUUUGAAAAAACAGAUUUUAACAAAGAAACGUUGAUAGAAAUUGACGAUGAGCUUAUGCAUCCGUGUGGACGGCCGAUACCAAAGCAUUUGCCGAAUUUAGAGAUAAAAGAUUAUGUUUUGUAUUCGCCUGAUUGUGGGUUAAUCUUGACAACGAAAGCUGAAUCUAAAUUAGAAGGAUUAAAAGUAGAAGUUCUCAAUAAGAAAUUGAAAGGUGCUUUGUCGGGCUUAUUGAUGCUUGUUUGUUUACAAUUAAUAUUAUUUCUCAGACAAAUUAAGAAAACAAGAACACCAGGGCAGUUAUCUGCAAUUUCAAGCAAAACCUUGUUCUUCAUUGGAUUUCAGGAUUCAUUAAUCGUAUUAUUCUUCUUAUUGAUGUCGACAAUAUUUGGAGACUUGUAUCUCUUACUAACUUGCAUUGGAGUGAUAGCAUUUAUAAUGUGUGGGAUAUUUGAGGUCAGAUUCAUGAUAAGCGUGCUAACAAGCCAGGCCAAUGAAAGAGAUACUACUUGGUGGGAAAUCUUGAGAGGUGGUUCUAGUCUGGCAUCUGAUACAGAAUCUCCAGCUGCCGCUCAGACAGAAACACCUCAGCAACCAUUUACUGGGAAUGAUGAGACUAGGUUUUCUAAUAGCAUAUUUGCUAGUGGAUUUCCCCUUACUGUAAUUGCUACCUUCAUAAUAUUUAACUCAUUAACUUGGAGGGUCAAAUAUAGGAGAAUUUUCGAGUACGUUGGCUUGAUUAUAACGAAUACUUACUGGAUUCCCCAAUUUUUGAGAAAUACUUUGAAGAACAGAAGGCGUUCUCUUUCUUGGGAGUUCAUAGUGGGUACAAGUGUCUUGAGAUUUAUUCCAGUCUUCUACUUGAGUAUCUUUCUGGAUAAUCCAUUAAGACAUCACAAGGACCAUUUCCUACCAUUAGUACUCUUUUCCUGGUUGCUGGUACAGAUUUUCUUGCUUUUCUUACAAUCUAUUUUGGGUCCUCGCUUUUGGGUUAAUGAAAAAUGGUUGCCUGAUGCAUACGACUAUCAACCUGUCCUCAGCGUCCACGAUUUGGAAAACGGAUUCGCUUCUGACAUAUUAUCUAAUAUAAGAACAGAUCAGGAACUGUCGAAAGUUGUUGAUUGCAAAGUUGAUUGUGCCAUAUGUAUGAACGAGAUUAAUCUUCCAGUUGUCACAGAUGACGAUUCUAAAAAGAAAAUCACCAAGAAGACUUAUAUGAUCACGCCUUGUCGACACAUAUUUCAUGAGGAAUGUUUGCAAGAUUGGAUGAAGUAUAAGCUUCAGUGUCCAGUUUGUAGAAAUAGUUUACCACCUAUUUAA
Messenger RNA from Priceomyces carsonii, 2316 nucleotides. RefSeq names its product ubiquitin-protein ligase. The transcript has a single exon. Bases 1 to 2316 code for a protein of 771 amino acids. Gene Ontology annotation, molecular function: zinc ion binding. The record is from RefSeq and is a predicted model, not a curated record. Lineage: Eukaryota; Fungi; Ascomycota; Pichiomycetes; Serinales; Debaryomycetaceae.